AUGGUGACAGCAAAAGCCAGCGAAGGGAGCACCGAUGGACCCGCCAUUGACAUGGAUUCCGUAAUAGAGUUGUGGCGGCCGAUCAUCGGCACGCACACCACCUCGGACCCUGAUCAAGUGCAAGUUCUUCGCGAAUGGAGGGUUGAUCAACAAAGACAAUACCCAAGCGGUCUGACUGUCGAUCGAGAGGAGGUGAUUACGCAUUACGGAGGAGCCAUCAAGAAGAUGCGGCCAUGGAGAGCCACCGGGCCGGAUGGCGUACACGGGUUCUGGUGGAAAACGCUACCGGCUGCCCGCAAGAUCUUGGGAGAGAUCAUUGCCGAAUGGGCAGUUAACGGCAAGGUGACCACUGGAUGGCUAUGCCGUGGACGCACUGUCCUGAUCCCCAAAGAGGUCAAUACAAACGGAGUAGUCCAGAAGCUUCUGGGAGCCCUAAAGAGGGCGAAUACCUUGGACGUUAAGGUCCGACAAAUCCUGAAGCGCAACAAAUGCCGCUUCCAGGCC
Molecule: messenger RNA, 504 nt
Organism: Anisakis simplex (herring worm)
Lineage: Eukaryota; Metazoa; Nematoda; Chromadorea; Rhabditida; Anisakidae
Source: the annotation of a GenBank genome assembly